Neltuma alba is the source of this 1484-nucleotide messenger RNA. Its product is annotated as protein ALP1-like. The transcript is spliced from 2 exons. NCBI's taxonomy places the organism in Eukaryota, Viridiplantae, Streptophyta, Magnoliopsida, Fabales, Fabaceae. The coding region runs from base 5 to 1363 and encodes 452 amino acids. The record is from RefSeq and is a predicted model, not a curated record.
AAAUAUGGCGCACUCCGAUCAGCAACGCCCGAGCACGGCUGCCUGCGGCAGCGGGGGCAACAACAACGGCAAUAGCUCCACCGGAAGAACUGCCACUAAACGUAAGGCUAAUAAAUCUGGUUCUGCAAAUUAUCUCGACCCCCAAAAGCUCGCGGCAACGAUUUCCUCUGUGACUUCUACCGCCUGUUCCUUUCUACGACAGAACGACCUUGUCCUUCUUCCUUCACAAACUCUGCUUCUGGAAUCCCUCCUUUCUUCCACAUCCCUCUCUCUCACCAGAUUACUCUCUCUCCUUCCCAAAUCCUCCGAUCCUCUUUCUCUGUCUCCGACUUCUCCAUUGCUGCCUCAACCACAAUGCUGGUUCCAUCGUUUUCUUUCUUCCGCUUCCGCCGACGAUUCCAUGUGGUUCGACGCCUUCCAUAUGUCGAGACUUUCGUUUACUCAUCUUCUUAAUCUUCUCUCCGCCUCUUUGGGCUCUGCGAUCUCUAAAAUUUCUCCCGAUUAUGCUUUAGCUGCCUCGCUGUUUCGCCUGGCUCAUGGAGCUAGUUACAAAGCAGUGGCGAGGCGGUUUGGGAUCGAAUCUUCUGUUGCAUGUCGGGCGUUUUAUGUUGUUUGUAAAGCAAUCAAUGAGAAUUUGGGGCAUCUGUUUGAGGCUCGGACUGCUUCGGAGAGGAUUUCUGUGGGUUUUGGAUGGAAAUCACUUCCAAAUUGUUUUGGGGUUUUGGGCUUGGCGAGAUUCAGGAUUGAGGGUGAGCUAUUGGGUAAAAAUGGUUGCCUGAUGUUUCAAGCAUUGGUGGAUUACGAAGGGAAGUUCCUGGAUGUGUCGGCUGGCUGGCCGAGUACCAUGAAACCCGAAUCCAUUUUGUAUCAGAGCAAGCUGUAUUCAGGGGUAGAGGAAUCCCCGGAAUUGUUACAGGGACCUUCGUAUAAGCUUAGCGAUGGUUCUUUGAUCCCACCGUAUAUUUUGGGAGAUUCUUGCUUUCCUCUUUUGCCAUGGCUUUUAACGCCUUACAACAGACUGAAUGAAGAAGAUAGUUUUAGCUCAGUAGAAAGGGCCUUCAAUUCUGCUCAUGAUCAGGCGAUGGGUUCGGUAGGAUCUGCAUUUGGGAGACUGCUAGCUAGGUGGCAGCUUCUAUCAAAGCAAUGGAAAGAAGAGUGUGUUGAGUAUUUGCCGUUUGUAAUUGUUACUGGCUGUUUACUGCACAAUUUUCUGAUUAAGCGUGGCGAGUCGGCGGCAGAAGAAUUUGUAGAACAUAUAAACGAAGAGGGUCUUCCUGUUUAUGAAGGAGUGGUGGAUGAAGGUGCACUGAGGAUAAGAGAUGCACUUGCUUUGCACAUGAGUCGAGUAAACAUUGAAAGAUGAAUGACAUAGCUAUGGAAUCAGAGGAACGGAUAAGUAAGUACUUGAGAUGCUGCCCUCUGGAAAUCAGUUUUGGUCAAGGUCCCAUUUAUUUUCCCAUAGCUGAACAAGGCCAAAGAGAAGG